This is a messenger RNA of Sipha flava (yellow sugarcane aphid), 2206 nucleotides long. Its product is annotated as dymeclin. Bases 304 to 2169 code for a protein of 621 amino acids. Lineage: Eukaryota; Metazoa; Arthropoda; Insecta; Hemiptera; Aphididae. Gene Ontology annotation, cellular component: Golgi apparatus. The record is from RefSeq and is a predicted model, not a curated record. The transcript is spliced from 12 exons. Gene Ontology annotation, biological process: Golgi organization.
AGCGAAAAUAAAAUAUCAUGAGCACCAUUGCGCACACCGAAACGCGAUAACGAACCGACUACUGCGACUACGAUGAACGGAAUAUUGACGCGAGAACGAUCGUCGUCGCCGUGACCGCGAGAAUCGCCAACCACCACCACUGGUCAAGCCAACGGUACGUUCCCGACACGGUGUUCGGCGCGCGUUCGCGAUCCUCGUCACCGUCCCUGCCCCAUUGCGAUCAACGGACCCGUCGCCGUGUCCCCGGCGGCAGGAGCUGUGUGACCUGCCCACCCGCCGGACUGCCUGCGGACACACGUCGUCAUGGGCGCCGGACCCAGUCACGGCGAGCUGGCCGACAAUGAUUGUCUGCUGCGGUUGGCUGGCGAGCUGGAGAUCACCAUCGACGACCCCUUCUGGGACACGUUUCUCACGUUCUCGCUGAACCCUCCGACGUCCAGCCAAGACGACAAGGUACUAACUGAUCGACUCAAGAGCAUAUGUGAUUCGUUAGUUGUCAACAACAGGAACACGUCCAAUUUCAAGACUUUGAUCAGGCUGCUGUUGGAAAAAGCAGACUUUGAAAAAUUAGAAGCUGAAGAAAACAACAUCUUACGAUGGCAAGUAUUCAAUGGGCUGUUCAUUGCUCGAUAUUUUCUCAAAUAUCUUGUCCAAAACUCCAAAGAAAUUGAACUAAUCAAUCAAUUUGAAUUACAAACAGAUGGUAUUGAAGUUGCAUUAGGUGAUCGAAAGGAGUAUGCCGUUCCAGAAGAUUUAAAUGAGACAACAUCAUUUAAAUUUUUAUCGUUAUUAGUUAAAAUUGUAUCUGAACUAAAAGUGAUGAAUUCUACUUAUUCAAUUCACAUUGAAAGUUUAAAUUGUAUUUUAAUUAUGUUGUCUAUUCAAAUGUACACCAUACAACCUUCAAGUAGUCUCAUUACAUACAGAAUAUUCAUGGAAAAUAUUGACUCACCAAAAUUGUCCAAAGCAUUACUACUAAGGUAUACUGAGCAAAUUAAACCUCCUCCCGUGAAUGGAGGUGGCAUUUUCUAUGGAUUGGCCUCAAACUUGUGGAACAUACUAACCCUGAGUUCUAAUGCACCUGAUCAAACAAAUCAGAGUCCAUUAAGUUCAUUGUCAAUUAGUGUAUUGUUGGUAUUGAUUAACCACUGCACGUCACCACCACCUCCAAAUGGUAACCCUUACCGUACAUAUAUUUCCUCAUUUUCAGAAAAUCUUGUUGCCGUAUAUCAAUUUCUCGGAGAUAAUCAGGAAGCUCCGUUAAGUGAAGAAAAGACGUUGCUGUUAUACCAUUUGAUACAUUGUAACAAUGGUUUUAAGACAUUUCUUCUGGCUCGUACUGAUAUCGAAGUUGUGUUAAUUCCACUUUUAAGAACAAUUUAUAAUACCCAAAGUAGUAGAUUUCAACACAUGUACAUGGCACUUAUUGUACUGUUAAUAUUGACUGAAGAUCAACUUUUUAACAAAACUGUCCAUAAUAUAAUACUGAAAGGUGCUACUUGGUAUCAAGAAAGAGUGGUAUCCGAAAUUUCCUUAGGUGGUCUUAUAAUUUUGGUCACUACAAGAACAGCACAAUAUAAUUUACUUAAAAUGAGAGAUAAAUAUCUACAUAUAAAUUGUUUUGCGGCAUUGGCAAACAUGUCAUCACAGUUCAAUCAAUUACAUCCAUAUGUAUGCCAAAGAAUGUUGAGCUUGUAUGAGGUGCUAUCAAAAACAUUUUUAAGAUGUCCCAACCAAGACAUGAGUGCCAUUGAAGAAGCUUUGCGUAUAGUAUUGGAAGUUAUAAAUUCAUGUUUGUCUAAUCAACUCAUACACAAUCCUAAUUUGGUGUACGCUCUUCUGUACCAACGCAAAGUUUUUGAGCCUCUAAAGAGUCACGAAGCAUUCCAUGACGUUAUUCAGAACAUUGACAUGGUUAUCACAUUCUUUUCAGCAAAACUGGAACGUGAGGAAGAACUGUUAAAUUCAUCUGAUGUAACCACAAUGUUGUCCCGGGUGCAGCAUUGGUCUCUUCAGUGGCCUAGAGACCUUAUGAAAAAAUUCCCGGAUCUUAAAUUCAAGUAUGUGGAAGAAGAGAAACCUGAAGAAUUUUUUGGUCCCUAUGUCUGGUCUUUGGUGAACAUAUUGUCUGGUAUAAACUUUGAAUCAACGCUUUAUAAAUUAAACUAAUUGACAAUAAUUUAUUAAAUCCAAAGUUUUAAUUUUA